UUAGACAUAUAACUGCAGAAAAUUCGUCCAACUGUUCUAAUGUACUUUUUUUGAUGAGUUUUGGAAAGCUGUACUGCCUUACCAUGAAACGAACACACUUUGUAUAUGUAAUUUAACAUGGCUACACUAAUAAACGGAAUUAUUGUAAGCUAUUGGAAUUUUCGGUUCGCGAUAGGCUUUUAUGAAUAUUUGUAUAUAUAGGUAUGUUUGGAUAAAAGCGUUUUGAUAACAUAUAUGUUAGGAGUUCUUAUUCUCCCAUUCUGAUACGGGAUGCGCAAAUACAGUGAUAUAAUACCUCAACCGUCCGCAAAAAAACAAAAUGCGCUCUAAAUUCUAAUUAUGAUAAGGAUUGGAUCCGUAGUCUUUUAUACCAGUAAGGAGUAUAUUUGUAAUUUUAAUUUUGAGGAGUGGAUAUGUAGGUGUUUUUUUUAUAAGGAGUGGGUCUGGACUUUUUUUUAAUAAGGAGUAAAUCUGUACUUUGUUAUCUGUAGUUUUUGUAGGGAGUGGAUCUGUAGUUUCUUUUUAUAAGGAGUGGAUCUGUAGGUUUUUUUUAUAAGGAGUGGAUCUGUAGGUUUUUUUUAUAAGGAGUGAGUCUGUAGGUUUUUUUUAUAAGGAGUGUAUCUGUAGUUUUUUUUAUAAGGAGUGGGUCUGUAGGUUUUUUUUAUAAGGAGUGGAUCUAUAGUUUUUUUUCUAAGGAGUGGGUCUGUAGUUUUUUUUUUUCUAAGGAGUGGGUAUGUAGGUUUUUUUUAUAAGGAGUGGAUCUGUAGGUUUUUUUUGUAGCGAGUGGAUCUCUAGGUGUUUUUUUAUAAGGAGUGGAUCUGUAGUUUUUUUUAUAAGGAGUGGGUCUGUAGGUUUUUUUUAUAAGGAGUGGGUCUGUAGUUUUUUUUUUUAUAAGGAGUGGAUCUGUAGUUUUUUUUAUAAGGAGUGGGUCUGUAGGUUUUUUUAUAAGGAGUGGGUCUGUAGGUUUUUUUUAUAAGGAGUGGGUCUGUAGGUUUUUUUUCUAAGGAGUGGGUCUGUAGGUUUUUUUCUAAGGAGUGGGUCUGUAGGUUUUUUUAUAAGGAGUGGGUCUGUAGGUUUUUUUUUAUAAGGAGUGGGUCUGUAGGUUUUUUUUAUAAGGAGUGGAUCUGUCCUUUUUUUUGUAGCGAGUGGAUCUCUAGGUGUUUUUUUUAUAAGGAGUGGAUCUGUAGUUUUUUUUAUAAGGAGUGGAUCUAUUGUUUUUGUAAGAAAGGGAUCUGUAGUUUUUGGUCGAUCAUAAGUUUCACCCCAGAGAGCUACAUGUCUCUAGAUAAGACAAAUCAUGAAUAUAUUUAAAAUUCAUUUGCAUUAUACAUGUAUUUCAGAAUAUUUCUACAGAUUGAUACAUGUAGUUCGAAUUCGUCUCGAAGUUCUGCUAAAUCUUCCGAUUUAUCCAAUAAGCCUAUCGUUAAGUCAUUUCUUUAAUAUCUUUCAACGUUUGGUAAAUCCACUGAUUUAUUCAGCAAUCCUAUCAUUGAAUUAUCAAAAAAUAUUUACGUGAUUCAAUUAAUCUCAGGCAUUACGAUGCGCAGCAUGUGACGAAAUUGUCCGUCAAUUAUUUGGUAUCUUUCUGUGUAAAUAAAACAGAACAUUAAAACAUUCCUGAUUGAUAUAGAUAUGACCUAUUGGUCUAAUUGUGAGAGACGCUUACUGCACUAUCGCUAGAGAUAACUAGUGAUACAUCGCAAUGUCCGUGUAUAGAGUUUACUUGUACUUCAACCUAAUGCACACCUGUAUUGUGGUAUACUGUUAUUAGACAAAUUAAACUACCUCUUACAUUUCUAUAAUGAAGAACAGUAAAUCAGAAACUCGUGACGGAUAUCUCCGGAUUUUUAUACCAUUGUGUGCUGCGGAUUUUUGUCUAUUUUUCUCCGUCAUGAUAUGUACGUACACGAUGAACGAAUAUGGCCAUGAUACAUUUUGGGAUAUAGAAUUUCCAAACAGAACUGUUUCCAACAAUACAGGUGUGUCUCUGUGUGAUACAAACACGUCCUCACAAGAAUACCAGGAUGAACAGGUUGUCCAAAAGGCUGUGUCUAGGUGGAACCUGUACAUAUCGAUAGCUCUUGGAGUACCGCUGAUAUUCUCCAGUUUACUCUUAACUUCACUGAGUGACUAUAUGGGACGGAGGCCGUUUCUUUUCCUUGGAAUGUUUGGUAUUUGCAUUAAGGAGCUUCUGAUGACUCUAGCCAUAAUUUUCAAAUGGGAUGUGUAUAUCUUUAUUCCAUUCACAUUCAUAGAUGGAUUUUGCGGAGGAUGGGUGGUUCAGCUUGCCAUUGCCAUGUCUGUUGUUUCGGACCUCACAAGUGCUGGAAAGACAAGAUCUUUUCUGAUUGCUGUAUUCAGCUUUGUAUUUGGCAUUGGAGUUUCUCUUGGAACUUUUGUUUCCGGUUUCAUUGUCGCAAUUCUAGGGUAUGACUACUCCAUGGCAACAGCUUGUGGAAUGGUUGCCCUAGGUUUUAUCAUUACAUGCUUCGUUCCCGAGACGCUAACGAAAUCAGAAAGAAAGCAGCAUAACUUUAGUUGUAUAGGGAAUAUUAAAGACAUGUUAAAAUUCUAUAUGGAAGAAGAUCGCAGUCAUCUGGGUUCCACUCGAUGGAAGUAUAUCUUUUUGAUAGUUUCUUUCAUUUUUGUAAUGAUGGGUAGCCUCGGUGCUUUUGCAAUGGAAACAUUCUAUCUUCUGGACUCGCCAUUUUGCUUCAGUCCAGAGAAAAUUAGUAUAUUUGAGACAGCGAAAUUGUGUGUUUCUGAGAUAGUUAUUUUAGUUGGCAUCAAAGUAAUGCAACAGUGCCUCACGGACGAAACUAUUGCCUUUUUUGGCACGAUAUCUGGCGUCUCUGGUUAUGUCUUGUUUGGAAUAGCAUCAUCACAAAUGUAUUUGUAUAUAGGGGCUGCUGUUGGUGCUAUUAGGAUGAGUGCAAUACCUAUGAUCAGAGGAACUAUGUCAAAGAUGACCUCUCCUCAAAAUCAAGGUGCUAUGUUUGGCAGUCUAGCAAUUGUGGAGAACAUUUGUAAUAUGUCGGGUUCCGUCCUUGGCAGCGCCAUCUACUCGGAAACCGUGUCCUUCUACAAGGGUACAACGUACCUCGUGUUUGCUGGGUUUAUGAUCUUCUCUUUGAUAUUAUUGCUGUUUUUGGUGAAAGCCUCCAUCCAGAAGCAGCGCUCUAAAGGAUACAGUCCGAUAUCAUAAUGAAUUGGCCCGAUUCAUUAUCUACAAACCAACAAAUAUAUAAUUUAUAUAUGCAAAGUAAUUUCAGAAUCAUACAACAGUCACAUACAUCCACUUUACAACAGACUGUUGGCACAUAUUAUUUUUAUAUACAAAUAAUAUGUA
Messenger RNA from Ostrea edulis (European flat oyster), 3349 nucleotides. RefSeq names its product solute carrier family 46 member 3-like. Lineage: Eukaryota; Metazoa; Mollusca; Bivalvia; Ostreida; Ostreidae. Gene Ontology annotation, cellular component: membrane. Bases 1802 to 3205 code for a protein of 467 amino acids. The transcript has 4 exons. Gene Ontology annotation, biological process: transmembrane transport. The record is from RefSeq and is a predicted model, not a curated record. Gene Ontology annotation, molecular function: transmembrane transporter activity.